AUGGAGCAGCAUUUCACCGUCACCUUCCCUCCCGGAUCCUACCACCACCACCACCACCGCUACGACGCCGUCGCGGCCGCCGCGCCGUCGCCGGACUUCGACACGAGCGACAUGGACGACGUGGCCUUCCUCAGCACCCUCUUGGCGUCCACGGACCAUGCCUCCUGCUCUGACCCCUCCCUCUCUUCAAGCCCGUCCUCCUCCGACAUGACGGGCGUGGGGGAUGCCGCGCCACAUGUGCCAGCGGGGAGCAGCAGCAGCAGCAGCUCGCCGAAGCGCCGUGGUCACCACGCCCCCGCGGGCAUGCCCAUUGGCAAGGACUUCAUCGGGGUGCGCACGCGCCCGUGGGGCAAGUUCGCGGCCGAGAUCCGGGACUCGACGCGGAAGGGCGCCCGCGUGUGGCUCGGCACCUUCGGAAGCCCCGAGGCGGCCGCCAUGGCCUACGACCAGGCCGCCUUCUCCGCGCGCGGCGACGCGGCCGUGCUCAACUUCCCCGUCGAGCGCGUCCGGGAGUCGCUCCGCGCGCUCGCGCUCGGCGCCGUCGUCGGCUCGCCUGUGCUCGCGCUCAAGCGCCGCCACCGCAUGCGCAGGCGGUCGCCCAACAAGAAGCCUGUGAAACAGCCACGAGUCGCUGCCGUGAAGGAGGACGCACGGCCGGCGACGGCGGGCGUGGUGGUGCUGGAGGACCUGGGUGCCGAGUACCUGGAGGAGCUCCUCUGGGUGUCCGAGCCGCCCAUGGAUCAUCUCCACGGAACGGCGACGGCGUCGUUCUGACAUUGCAAGCUUGUCUGCUUGGAUUAGUGGGCUCAUGCGAAAUUAAUCGCAUGCGCCUUCUCCGCGUUCUCACUGUGAAGAAAAUGCAUGCGUUCCCGCACAAGAAUUUUCUUUUUUGCAUGUGUAGUUGUGUACACGGUACAUAAGUAAUCGGUGUACUCCA
Messenger RNA from Hordeum vulgare subsp. vulgare (domesticated barley), 937 nucleotides. RefSeq names its product ethylene-responsive transcription factor 1B-like. Gene Ontology annotation, molecular function: DNA-binding transcription factor activity; DNA binding. The transcript has a single exon. The record is from RefSeq and is a predicted model, not a curated record. Bases 1 to 774 code for a protein of 257 amino acids. Gene Ontology annotation, biological process: ethylene-activated signaling pathway; regulation of DNA-templated transcription. NCBI's taxonomy places the organism in Eukaryota, Viridiplantae, Streptophyta, Magnoliopsida, Poales, Poaceae.